This is a messenger RNA of Hippopotamus amphibius kiboko, 502 nucleotides long. Its product is annotated as histone H2B type 1-K. Gene Ontology annotation, cellular component: nucleosome. Gene Ontology annotation, molecular function: DNA binding; structural constituent of chromatin; protein heterodimerization activity. The record is from RefSeq and is a predicted model, not a curated record. The transcript is spliced from 2 exons. The coding region runs from base 1 to 381 and encodes 126 amino acids. Lineage: Eukaryota; Metazoa; Chordata; Mammalia; Artiodactyla; Hippopotamidae.
AUGCCUGAACCGGCAAAAUCGGCUCCGGCCCCGAAGAAGGGCUCCAAGAAGGCCGUCACCAAGGCGCAGAAGAAGGAUGGCAAGAAGCGCAAGCGCAGCCGCAAGGAGAGCUACUCCGUGUAUGUGUACAAGGUGUUGAAGCAGGUCCACCCGGACACCGGCAUUUCAUCCAAGGCCAUGGGCAUCAUGAACUCCUUCGUCAACGACAUUUUCGAGCGCAUCGCGGGUGAGGCGUCGCGCCUGGCGCAUUACAACAAGCGUUCGACCAUCACCUCCAGGGAGAUCCAGACGGCCGUGCGCCUGCUGCUGCCCGGGGAGCUGGCCAAGCACGCCGUGUCCGAGGGUACUAAGGCUGUCACCAAGUACACCAGCGCCAAGUAGAUUUGGCAACCGUAGAGAGUGCGUCCCUGGCGUUUGAGAGCAUAGACCACGUCCAUGGCGGUGACCGUCUUGCGCUUGGCGUGCUCGGUGUAGGUGACCGCGUCCCGGAUCACGUUCUCCA